CCACGGCCCCGAGGAACCAGUUAGCCAGGCUUUCCCGGGAUGGGGAUGGGGCGGGGGCGGCUCCCCACCCCGAGACUCCGUGUAGCUCUUUCAAGAUGGUGGUGACGAAGUCCGAGGCCGGCAGGGCCGCUUCCGCCUACUUCCGUCCGGCCAGACGUUUGCCCGCGUUGGUCACCGUCCUGGCACUGGGCUACUUGGCGUGGGUUGUCUUCUGGCCUCAGAGUGUCCCUUAUCAGAGCCUCGGACCCCUGGGCCUCUUCACUCAGUACUUGGUGGACCAUCAUCACACCCUCUUGCACAGCGGGUAUUGGCUUGCCUGGCUGAUUCACGUGGGAGAGUCCUUGUACGCCAUGGUUUUGUGCAAGUCUAAAGGCAUCACGAAUGGUCGGGCUCAACUACUCUGGUUCCUACAAACUUUCCUCUUUGGGAUAGCAUCUCUCUCCAUCUUGAUUGCUUACAGACCAAAACGCCAAAAACAAACUUAAAGAAGAUAUCUAAAAGCUUUCUCUAUACUUUGACUUUCAGCUUCACCGUUUUGGGGGUGGGAGGGAUGCGGGGGGUGCUGGAGUUUACUUGAUCUUUCUACUUUCCAGAAAUUUAAGACCUUCUGGUUAUUCAUCAUUCUUUCAUACGCUCUGGUUGAGCUUGGCUAGAGAAGCGAAAAGGAUUUUAGCUUUCCAAUUCUGCAGACUCACUUUUGUGGCAGAGGGCCCCCAGAUCCCUUCUUGGGGUCUUUGGCAGUGUUGAUGCUCUUUGUGUCAUCUGGUUUAAGCUGUGUGCUAAAAUUGCUUGUUGGUAUGACUUUGCUCCCACCUUCUGACUAAGACACCAUACCUUGACCACCCCACCUGAGCUCUCCUUUCCCUAGAUUUCGUGUACCUUUCUGAACCAGGACAGAGUAACAUUUCUACAACACAUCCAUUCCACAUACACUGGGCACCUGUGAAGCAGGAUCUUAUCUUCCCAAACUCCCAUUUCUCACACACCAAGAAAGAUAAGGUUAAGAUAAGCAAGUGCCAGGAAUGGGCCAGGCCGAGCAGUAACAUAGAGGCACAGAGGACAGGCUGAGGACCAGGAGGAAAGGAUGGGGCAAUGCUUUCCCUUAAGCCAGCCAGGAGCGAUCCUUCCCUCCACGUAGCCCCUUGGACACAGCACUCAGUGGUGUGCAGGGGUCUGAUGGCCGCUGCUAGAUGGCUCCUUCUGGUCGGGAGCACAUUUUAGCUUGAUUUCCUUUCUCAGGACCUGUUCCAUUGCCUUGCACACAGGUGUUCUAUCAGUAUUUUCUGGUCCUCUGAAUGAAAACUUUCCACUAGUUCAGUAUCAUUCCAGUUGUUACAGGAAAACUGCAGAACCCACUCAGUGUAUUCUCUUCUCAAAGGAGCACAGGCCUGCCCUUGACUGGUGGUACCACCACUCUGUGGGUCCCCCAGUAGGGAACCAGUGUCUUUUUCAUACUUGCCUAUUCUUAGUCACUUUCUUUUUUUCUUUUUCUUUUUUUUUUUUUUUUAAGAUUUUAUUUGAGAGAGAGAGGCAGAGGGAGAAGCAGGCUCCAUGCAGGGAGCCUGAUAUGGGACUCGAUCCUGGGUCUCCAGGCUCACGCCCUGGGCUGAAGGCUGCACCAAACCGCUGAGCCACCCGGGCUGCCCCUCUUAGUCAUUUUCUACAGACUAUAAUGUCUCCCUCCAGCUCCAGCUUACUCACAGACAUUCCUGAGCUAGAGAUUCUAACUGGGAGCUACUUACUACCUCUCCUACUCACCUGACGAGACCUUUUUAUUACUAUUGACUGGCAAAAUGACUCUGUCACCUAAGGGCCAUUAGGGUUCCUUUCCUGGAGGACCACCUGCCUGCCACCUUCUCUAGGCACUAGACCUUAUUUCCCAUCUGUGAUGUGGUAGGGCAUGUUCUCUGUCUUAAGCAAACAUUUAUGAGAGACAGUCCCCUCCCCCCAAAAAGAGACCUCAAGUAAAACUACAAGCCUGAAAGGUUAUGGAUUAUGGGUUGUUUCUGGUGGAGAUCACUUUCUACAACUAAAUCUCCAUUUUUCCUGUUUCCUCUUGUGUUGAAGGGGUUGCCUUUUGGUAAAGAAAAAGAUUUUUAAUCAUAGAGUUAAAUAUCAUGGAAAUCCCAGACAGAUUUUUUUAAAAGCAUGGUCCUCUGGAAAGAGAAAUAGUAAUGACGGUAAUAUUAACGGUGACAGCAGCAAUAUGGCAGAUUAUUGAAUGAAAUGAAUUAACUUGAAUAAAUGCUGUGAAUUGUCUCCAAAUGCU
Messenger RNA from Nyctereutes procyonoides (raccoon dog), 2269 nucleotides. It is a transcript of the gene TMEM254, whose product is annotated as transmembrane protein 254. NCBI's taxonomy places the organism in Eukaryota, Metazoa, Chordata, Mammalia, Carnivora, Canidae. The transcript is spliced from 4 exons. The record is from RefSeq and is a predicted model, not a curated record. The coding region runs from base 96 to 485 and encodes 129 amino acids.